AUGUGGAACCCACGCAAUGAUGGGAACGGCACGAGGCGUGACGGCUCCAAUGCCGUCUCUUCCCUCCCCUUGUUGUCAUCGCAGCGACUUUAUCUUCUCGCGGCGGCCUUGUCGAUCCCACCAGGCCGGCUGCUCCGCUACAUAACGGAGGUCCAGCGCCGUGGACCACAUCCGCUCCACCAUCAGCAGCGAGAGGCGCAUUGUGACGUCAUCCGUGCAGAUGUAACCGCGAGGAGCGCCACCGACACUGCUGCCGUCGCGGACGCAUUUGGAGCUUCGCAAAGCGGGCAUCAUUAUCAUCACCCCCGCAAAUCGAAGGAUCGUUUGGAUGCGAGCACGACGGACGGCACGGAGAGCGUGCAGGAGUUCCCCCUCCUGCUGCACGGAAUUCUCAGCGUCUUGGUGUUGCCCUUUCUAAAAUUGGAGGGCUCUUCGGGGGCACCCUCCGCCUCCUCCUCGCAAAUGGCGGCGGCAGAAUCAGUGGUGACGCAGUUGAAGGAUGAUGGGGGCAAACGUUUAACGCUGCACAAGAGCGGUGGGAGCCGAAGGGUGCAGGUGACUGGUGCCACAUCUGCAGCCUCGAAAGAUUUCAUCUCGGGACGUCCAAUACGCGUAAAUAUGCAGGAGCACUUUGCGUUGCUUAAAGGUGUGAUUGUCUCUCAACAUGUAAGCAGGCCUAGUCAAGAAAGUCUUAGUGGAGCCGGCUCCAACUUCUCCAGCAGUCGACAUAGCAGCAGUAGCAGCAGCAGCAGCGGCAAGAUGAAUAGCACUAGUGACGAUGAUGGUGACGCCUCCGUGUCUUCGGGAUCGGCGGCACGCGGGGUAAAUGAGGAGGGCGAUGUUUCCGUAACAAAUAAAAAAUCCAAAUCUUUAAAGUCUCACGUCUAUAAUUUGUGUGAGAUACCGCCGUUUCAACGGGAAGCGAGCAUUGUGCGGCUCUUGUCAGAGCUUGCUGAGCCCUUUCUUGCGGAAAGACACCAUGUUAUUGGUAAUAUUAGUAGUAGUGGCGGUGGUGGUGGUGGCAGCGGAGGCCCGGGCAACAGUAACGAUGUGGAGUCUCAGACGGAUUUGCAGCAAUGUAUGAGACUUGUUCCACGGGAACUGCACACAGCCGCAGGAGUGGCACGUAUUAGUGAGUUAUACCCUCCGUUUAUGCCAUUGUUGAUUGAGGCCUUGUUGAAGGAGAGUGUACAUGGGGAUGCAUUUGGUCUUACUGCGAGAAGGGUCGUUGUGCGGUUAAUAGAGUUAUCGGCGCCAACUUUUGUGUCCAAAUUCUUUAAAUGGGGGAAUGGUGCCUCAGUGGAAGCUUCCAAGAGGGAAGAGGAGAUGUAUCACUCCAUGAUGCUACACGCAACAAAACGCCUUGCGACGACGGCGGUUUCUCUUCUUGAAGUAAUUGAGGAUCCGGUAUGGGCGUUGAAUAUUAGCGGAUCCCUCAUUGCCAGCCAGCUCCUGCAUCCCAACGCAGUCCGGGCACUCUUGCGUCAUCGUACAGUGGAAUUGGCCAAGAAGCCACUCUUAUGGAGCCCUACGGUUGCCCUCGCAUACUGUCUUGUGACGCAACACAGUUUACGCACUUCAGUGCGAACGGAAAAGGAACAGUGCGUGCUGAAUCAACAAACAGAGGCGUUGCCAGUCCUGAAUGAAACGAUUGAUCCCUUGGAUACCACAGGAGUCGGAAUUCUGUCGCUGAUUUCACCGAAUUCUAUGGGGAAGGGUUCCAUUUUGGCGGCGGCUUCUUAUUCCAUGCAUGAGUUUCCAGAGCACUCGCAGGAAGAGCAGCAAACCCCGCCCCACCGGGAUCCAUUCCAUCUUUCUCAGACUCAACCAACACCCACGUCCGCCGAAGCCGCGAGUGGCAUGCCUUUCAAUUUGGGGCUUUCUGCUGCGUUGAUGGGGCGAGCAGCCUCCCUCACUUCGUCUCUCCGAUUUUCGCCUCUGCAGCUGUCUACUGCUCCUGAAGUCGAACACCCCUUCCCUUUACGGUGGCCCCUUCCAGAGAAGGUGCCCCCGACAGUGACAAUGCCUAACGUCAUUGUUAUGACGUGCAUGGUGCUUGGCGCGGGGACACUUGGCCAGCACACAGUGGUUGCACUCGGGCAAUGGUGUCUUCGCUCACUCACUGUUCUACCGGCCACACCAUGUGCAGUGGGCCUUACGCAUCUCAUGUUGAAAUACCCUCAGUUUCUGCAAAAGGCAUCCUUGCGGAUCUCUCCAGGCACCUUUUCGUCCUUCACUGCGACAUCCUCUUUCGCCGCCACCGCUGCUGCUGCUGCUGCUGCUGCUGCUAGUAACAAUAUUGGUGGCACUUAUGGGAAUGGGCAGGCGACAACGCCCUUUUGUAUCGCCGUAUUUAGGGAGGGCUGUCGUUUGGCGAAUACGGUAAUGUUACGGCAAGCAAAAUUACGCACGGAUGGUCGUCUGGCUAUGGUAUGGCAAAGAGACAAGGCAUUUGCAUCCGCAAGAAACGAGGUGAAUUCGAGUGAUUUUGAAGAAACGCCCUUUGUGAGUGAGGACAAUGCUCUCCAUGAGUUAUAUGAAGUGCAAUGCUACCUGGUGAUGAUGUUGCAGGCACUUGUCAUGCGGCAUGGCGUUCAGCUAGCUGCCGAUGCACAAGAGGAGUUAUUUUCAUUAUUUCUAACGACUACCCGUAUACGCAUUGCUGUUGGCACGCCGAAGGGAUUUGAAGGUGCGAUUUUGCCUGAUGAUGCUGAUGAUGAUGGUGGGGGUUAUCAAAUCCCCAAACGGACACUCUCGCAGUUGGUUGUAAAACUUGUGGACGAAUCCUUUAGGGCCGUUGCACGUGCGGUGGAUAUUCUUUUGCAUGACUACGAUGCCGGAUGUCCGCGUCAACUGUGUGAAUCUCUCAUGUCACUGUUGCCGCCCAAUAACAGUUUGUUUUCCGAAUUGGAUCGCGUUGGCGCAUGGGAAAAACACUUGGACUGUCUUGAGACCGUGCAGGCGGCGGCGGAAGCUUAUCGAGAAGCAUGCCGAUCAAAAUUGUCAGGCGUCCAGUCCCAAGAGGAAGAGGGUAUGGAUAUGGCACCCUCGUCGUCAUGGCCAUCACGUCACAAUUAUCAGAGGGAUCCGCUUCAAACGCAUGUCUCUCUUUUGGAGUUGCAGCAGGAGCUCGAAUUGCGGGCAAAACAGGCAGCGGGGGCUGUACGCAGUCGUGCGGAGGUGAUGUUUGGCUCUUUGAUUAGUGUGUUGCCCAGUUCUGGAGAGCCACUCUGCCUCUCUGCCACUCCGAGCAGUGGCCUCACCGCGGCUCAACAGUUGUGGUGGGUGGAGCACACGAUCGCCUACCUGGUGGAGGAAUGGUGGCGAAGCCGCGCUUCAACUCCGGUGCGGUUCCGUUUAGGUGUCGAUGACAAGGAUGAAAUAGAAAAAGACAUCCCCAGACUUCGAGAAGUGCAGAAGAGUUUCAUUCAGUGCUGCCCACAUCCCAUUUAA
Molecule: messenger RNA, 3453 nt
Organism: Trypanosoma cruzi
Lineage: Eukaryota; Euglenozoa; Kinetoplastea; Trypanosomatida; Trypanosomatidae
Exons: 1
Coding region: 1-3453 (1150 amino acids)
Source: RefSeq, a predicted model, not a curated record